GUUAUAAGUCCCUUCUAUAUUUGAAAGUCAGCUUUCAAAUAUUUGAGAUACAUACAGACAGUAUAUACAUUUGAAGCCAGUGGGCAUUGCAGCCCAUGACAGUGACUAUGGAGUCUACCUGUGCAAAAGUUAGAAGGUUAAAAAAAGAUCUAAACAAAGGUUCCCUUUCCCCAGAAACAAUUAAUAAAUCUAUUUUUUUUUUCUUAAUGAACAUGAAAUAAAAUGGCUUCUUGUGGCUCUUUAGCUUGAGUAUGGGCUCUCUUCCAGUCUCUAAGGCAUAGACACAAAGAUAUCUUAUUUUUUACUGGCUAACUUACAAAUUAUGAAUCGGGCUUGAUGACAUGGUAAAUCACAACAAUACCUUUUGCAUGGUUUAUGAUGUCACACUUCAUGCUAUACACAGCUAUAGACCACCUGGAUCAAAUAUUUGUAAGGACAGAUCUGAAAGCACAAGUGUCAAUUUGACUGUGGUGAACAUCAAUGAGUACCUUCGUGAAAAAGUACCUUGAGAAAUUAAAGAAGAGGGCUAGUGUUAGUGACAUUUGUCCACCACCGCUUCUGCCUCUGACCAAAGCUGAUAUUCAACCAGGGUCAGAAAAUGAAAGAAUUGGGCUUGUCAGAAACAGCAUGUUCCAGAAUCCCCUUAUCUUAAAGUCAGAACUAGGAAGGACCCGUAGAAGAUGCGCAAAGAUUCCAGGAGCCAAUUUUGUGUAUGGCCUAACUGUACGUGGGACUGACGGAGGAGUCCCCGAAGCCAUAGGGCACUGGCACGUUAUGCCAACUCGUGCUAUCAAAAAGAAAGAAAUGCCCAAAGAUUUUAUUCACAUGAAUAGUAAUGGAAUUAAGGCUGGUCUUUUCACUGCAAAAGAACACCAUCUAUAUUGCCAGCACCAUGAGCUUCAUUGCAAAACAACUGUUGCCAAAACCUUCCCCAAAAAUGUACCUCGUCUUCCCGACGCCAUGACCUAUGGGAAACCAUAUCCUCCUCCAACGCCCAUAACAGAGAUCCUUCAACAUAAGUUUGGUGACCAGUGGCUGCAGGAGCAUCGGAAAGCUAACAUGCGUCUUAAGCAGAAGAAACAUUUGAAAAAACGAGAGAAAACACAUGAGACCCGUAUGACAAUGUUGAAUAAAUAUCAAAUCCCUGUGAAGAUAGAUUCACAAUGGCACAUGCCAAAAUUUCAGAAAAUUGCUCGCCAUCUUGACACCUUCCCAAGUCAAGAAGAUAGACUGAAUGCCAUGAAAGCUCAGCAAAUUGAAGCACCAGUUCGUCGUGGCCAGUUUGGUUGGGGCAUUUAUACUCAUAUAUAGGACUCAGCUUUAGAAAGAAACAAAUGACUUAAUAUACUUCAGUAUGAGCUCUGUGCUAUGAUAAAAAGUUUGAUGGAACCUGCCAUAAGUAGCAUUAAAAUGAAGCUCCUUGUGAAAAAAAAAAAGAAAUAGAUAAGGACAUGAGUGUCUCAUUGCUAAACUGCUGCUAUCAGAUAAAUAGAAAGAAUGGAAUUCCUGACUGUCACCUAAAGGAUGCAUUACACCAUUUGAGGAUGGAAUGUUGGUACAACAUCACAGGUUACUAUAAAGCAACUGUCAAUGUGUUUUAGCUAGAAA
Molecule: messenger RNA, 1608 nt
Organism: Pantherophis guttatus
Lineage: Eukaryota; Metazoa; Chordata; Lepidosauria; Squamata; Colubridae
Source: RefSeq, a predicted model, not a curated record